GCCGAUCGUUUCUGAUUGCAUUGCUGGUACCAGCUUACCGGGCUACAGUAUACCUGCGACGCGCUGGCUCGUCACUGCCUUCUGUACAGCCGGCAGGACACUAUGAAGCGUGCAAUCGCCGUUCUGUGCAUCGUCGCUUCUGCUACGACCACUGUGCUGUCACUGCCCCAGGCCCCGCCUUCGUACGACAGCGUUCGACAGCGUAUACGGGAGCUAGCAAAAGAGUUCAACAGUCUUAAAGAUUCCUUCCACCCUCGACACUGCGCAGACCUCCUUCGCAACGGCCAAACCACAAGUGGAGUGUACACCGUGUUCCAUGAGGGCGCCGGCACUUCAGGACAGAAUGUAUCCUGCGACAUGGACACUGACGGUGGAGGUUGGACAGUUAUUCAACGCCGCGGACAGUACGGAAACCCUGUGUACUACUUCUACCGAAACUGGAAAGAGUACGCCGACGGGUUCGGAAAUCCUGCUGAAGAAUACUGGAUAGGCAACAUCGCACUCCACGUUCUCACAUCCGGUGAUGAGAAUAUGGAUCUGCGUGUCGUAUUGAGCAACAGCACGGAAGAAAGUGUGUCCCUUGACUAUCAGAAUUUCAAAGUAGCGGAUGAACGGCAAUACUUUAGGCUUGAACUGGGAGGUUAUGAAGGAAAAACAGGUUGGGACGCUAUUCGACCAGUUUCAGGCCAGAAAUUCUCAACCUUCGACCGUGACAAUGACGAUUCCUCUGCUAAUUGCGCGGCCCGCUACCGUGGUGGAUGGUGGUACGGUGAUUGUCUAGGUGGCAAUCUAAAUGGGCUCAAUUUGAACGGUCGCCACGAUAGCACUGGUGACGGCAUUGACUGGGACACAACAGAAGCUCUGUACCACUACUCUUAUCCAAACGUUCGCAUGAUGAUCCGACCUGGUAGCCCAACCGCUACAAGGCCUACCUAUAACCACGAUAUAAUCGGUUGGGCUCAUAGCAUACCCGAAGGAUUAUAAGCACAGUUCAUCGGUCGUGUUUCAAAGCAGAAGAAGCUUCUUUUAUCUUCUUUUACCUUGCUCCAGCAGGUAUAGCGAAAUAAGAAGCACGGAGGACUAGUAUGACGUAAUGGAUUCUUUCCUGCUUGUAUUUUUUGACUUUGUGGUUGUUCAAUAAACGAAAUCAGUCAUACA
Dermacentor andersoni is the source of this 1158-nucleotide messenger RNA. RefSeq names its product techylectin-5A-like. The record is from RefSeq and is a predicted model, not a curated record. NCBI's taxonomy places the organism in Eukaryota, Metazoa, Arthropoda, Arachnida, Ixodida, Ixodidae.